AUAACGUUAUAUUAUUAGUAAUAUUCUAACAACCGUAUUAUGAAUACCCAGACAAAUCGAUUCGUCGUGCACAUGCGCAGUACAAAUCGUGUUUCCGGUACGGAUCGAGUAGUGAUAGUGAUAUUGAAGCGCUUCAAGUUGAGCAGUCAGCGUGUAAAACUAUAGGGUUGGGAUUUUCCGUCUGUAUAAAUGAACAUGAAAAGUGACAGGUUCGGAGUUAUCCGACAAAAUUAUAAAAUAAAUUACGAAUGACAGGUUUUGUUAGCUCAUGCGGAAAUUUUUUAGGUUAUUAUAGCUUUGACCCAAUUUGUGUAGUGUUUAUGACAUAUCGAAUGCCGUGCCUGAUUGACACACUUCUUAGCCAAUCGCCGUCUUAGGUUUCCAUGACGUGUCAUAGUGCAGACCAAUGAGAUCGGGACAACCGCUAGCAAGUUUGUUUUAGCGGCGGCUUCGGUGAACAUGAACACAGCUAGCGAGUUAGCCGGUUCGAUGUUUUACCUGAAGUGAACGCACAACUUCUACGCUUUUAUGAAUUCGCUUUCUGUCACGUAACUGGUCAGUUUUUGUAAAAAAAAAAAAAAAAUAAAUAAAAAAAUGCCUCCCCGGGCCGUUUCUCGGCCUGCUGAGGCGAAGUUGUUGUUUGUGAUUCUGGUGGUCAGUGUGCUGAGUGCACGAAGAGUCUCCGGCAUUCAGGAGGAGAACAAACUAGCUGAAGUGCAGCAGCCCGCUGAGAAAGCUCCGACCAGCCAGCCCGCAGCUCCGGCCGUCAGUCCAGAUGAGCCGAGUAAAGGCAACCUGGGAUUUAUCCAUGCGUUUGUGGCGGCAAUUUCGGUCAUCAUCGUCUCCGAGCUGGGAGAUAAGACCUUCUUCAUCGCUGCCAUUAUGGCCAUGCGCUAUAACCGUCUCACUGUCUUGGCAGGAGCCAUGCUGGCUUUGGGUCUCAUGACCUGCCUGUCAGUCCUCUUUGGUUACGCCACCACCAUUAUCCCACGGAUCUACACCUACUACAUCUCCACAGCGCUGUUUGCCAUCUUCGGCAUAAGGAUGCUGAGAGAGGGGCUGAGGAUGAGCGCUGAUGAAGGCCAGGAGGAGCUUGAAGAGGUGCAGGCUGAGAUUAAGAAGAAAGAUGAGGAGCUUCAGCGUUAUAAACUGGCCAACGGGGCUCCUGAUAUAGAGACAGGGACAGCGGCGGCCAUGUCGCCUCCAAGGAAGUGGCACAAUUUUAUCUCGCCCAUCUUCAUCCAGGCACUCACACUCACUUUCCUCGCUGAGUGGGGGGACCGCUCUCAGCUCGCUACCAUCGUCCUGGCUGCACGAGAGGAUCCGUUUGGCGUGGCGGUGGGUGGAACUCUGGGGCAUUGCCUCUGCACAGGCCUGGCUGUGGUUGGUGGAAGGAUGGUGGCUCAGAAGAUAUCUGUCAGGACUGUUACCAUCAUCGGUGGAAUCGUGUUUCUCGCCUUCGCUUUCUCAGCCCUCUUCAUCAAGCCGGAUACCGGAUUCUGAUGAGAGGACAUGUAUUCUGGGCUCAGUCUGUAAAUACCAGCUCUGAAGUGCUGUAUACACAAAGGCGGACUGUACACAGAGGCCACUGUUGAGUGGUGGUUUGUGUGUGUGUGUGUGUGUGUGUGUGUGUGUGAGAGAGGGAAAGCUAAGUGUUACUGUUCAGACCCAGUCACAAAAUGCUGCAUUGGUUUUUAUUUCGGUUAGUUUUUUUUUUCCAUAAGCAUGUGAAGGGUGUCCUUUAAAUAACUGUAAUUUCCUCUACUUCUGUCCUCUAUCCUGUUCAUUGUAUCUUCUUCCAUAUGGUUUUCUUCUCUUUUUCCCCCCUACCAUGACACUAAACCCUGCAGUCAGUGUGCAAGCUCUGACUCAAUCAGGGAACAGCCUCACGGCACAAAUCAGUAAUGAGCACAUGUAAGGAGCAAGUCCCCAGUUUUAGAUCACUAAUUGUGUGUGUCCUUUCACUCCCGGGGUGAUGCCUGUUUGAAGCAAAAUGCAGUGAGUAAACUCACAAACCAGAUCACUAAGAUUUCUCACAGGCAGUUCGGCAAUAAAUGCAGCCAAGAACCACCUACCUUUUGAUGACGAAGUGCAUCAAGCAAAAGUUUAAUAACUUUCAGACUAUUCCGUUAUUAGAUCUUGGUCUGGAAACCUCAGGGUUGUGGUGUUCGAGAGUUUUUCUAUUCCUACUAGAGCACAAAUGUGGUGUGGGGAAAGAUCAGAAAGUUGGUAUACAACUUCUAAGAUCCUGAUUGACGUGGCUGGAAAAGCGCAUGAAAGAUAUCCGUCAUGAACGUCUUACUUGUUGAUUGCGUCAGUGUUGCAGCUACAGUGCAAAUCUAAAGAGGUAAAAUUCAUUCAGGAAAUACAUCACAGCUCCAUUUGGGCGUGAAAUGAACAUUUACAUCUGAAGAAUUUCUUUUAACGAUUUAAGUAAGUCACCUGAUCCUGUACUCGAGCUGCAUCCAUUUAAAAAUAAUAAUCUCCCAUCAAUUAAGCUCUUAAGACUUUUUAUUAAUUCACUUUUAUUUGAUUUAAUUCAUUAUUAGAGCAUUGAUGGGGUUUUUUUCCUGGUGUCUCAGUACUGUAGGAGCGUCGGAGCGACACUUCUGAUUUCUGUACAGUUUAAGGUGACUUAUUUCUUUGUCAAUAUUUGACUGGAUUUAUUCAUCUGUGAAGGGCAAGUGAGUUCACUAUUCAACGUGCAGAAGAGCUGACUGUAUAAAUUCCUGUAAAUAAUAAAUUAAACUCUGUUGGUAUGGCUUUUUAUGUUUGCAGAUGUCUCGAUAGUGGACGUAAUGUAAGUGGAAUAAGUUGCUCAGGGGCUUUAAAUGAAGCUGUGUUUUGUAAUGACUUCAUUUU
Molecule: messenger RNA, 2862 nt
Organism: Hemibagrus wyckioides
Lineage: Eukaryota; Metazoa; Chordata; Actinopteri; Siluriformes; Bagridae
Gene: tmem165
Product: transmembrane protein 165
Exons: 6
Coding region: 595-1503 (302 amino acids)
Biological process (GO): calcium ion transmembrane transport; Golgi calcium ion transport; manganese ion transmembrane transport
Cellular component (GO): Golgi apparatus
Molecular function (GO): calcium ion transmembrane transporter activity; manganese ion transmembrane transporter activity
Source: RefSeq, a predicted model, not a curated record